Styela clava is the source of this 2344-nucleotide messenger RNA. Its product is annotated as parapinopsin-like. Gene Ontology annotation, biological process: G protein-coupled receptor signaling pathway. Lineage: Eukaryota; Metazoa; Chordata; Ascidiacea; Stolidobranchia; Styelidae. Gene Ontology annotation, cellular component: membrane. The record is from RefSeq and is a predicted model, not a curated record. Gene Ontology annotation, molecular function: G protein-coupled receptor activity.
UUUGUUCAUUAAAUAUUGCACUAAACGCCAAGUCGCAAUAAAAUGAGGACAAUGCGUGGUAAUCAAGGUAACGACGUAAAUCCUUGGCUGGAACAAUUUGCGAUGGGAAAUGACGAUGAUGAUUAUAUGAAUUAUCCAAACACCACAGGUAUCAUGAACGUCACAGCAAUAAACGAUGGCAUCCCAGCUGUCUGGGAUUCAUGGAAUCCCCCCCACGCUCUACGUGUCAGCAGAUUCUACUACUCGAUGAUUGCAAUUUAUAUGUCAUUUCUGUUCGUCUGCUCAUUUUCUUUCAACAUGCUUGUUCUUCUCACGGCUUACCAUAACAGGAGUAUCAGGACUCCCCUCAAUUAUAUUGUCAUUAAUUUGACUGUCGCUGAUCUACUGGCGGUUCUCUCAAGCAACACUUUGAACGUGAUGGCUAAUGUAGCUGGACAUUUCUUUGCUGGGAAAUGGAUGUGCACUAUGGAAGGCUACAUCGCUUCGGUUGGAGGUAUUGCUGGACUGAUGUCAAUUGCGGUGAUGGCGUUUGAACGAUUUUUUGUCAUUUGCAAACCGUUCGGACCUGUAAGAUUCAAUGAAAAGCACGCAAUAAUAGGAAUUGCGUUUACCUGGAUAUACUCUAUCUUGUGGAACACCCCACCAAUGAUAUUUUGGGACGGAUAUGAAGCUGAAGGAAUCGGAACCAACUGCGCACCAAACUAUUUCGUUACUGAACCAGGAAAGAGAAUGUUCAUCGUCAUGUAUUUCGUAUGGUGCUUUGUGGUUCCCUUUUUCAUCAUCGCUAUUUCUUACACGAAACUGAUCAUGAAGCUUCGUGAGAUGAAAAAAGCAACCAUGGUUCAGAGCAGUCGUGGAGUUAGUGCUGACGAGGAAGUGACGAAGAUGGUGGUUGUCAUGGUUUUUGCUUUCUGUUUCUGUUGGACUCCGUAUGCCGUUGUCUCCAUGUACACCGUGAUUACCUACCAGACUAAUUACGCUCUCUCUGCCUUGCCUGCAUUCUUUGCAAAAUCAGCAACUGUCUACAACCCCCUGAUUUACAUUGGACUCAACAAACAAUUUCGCGACGCUACGAUCCGUUACAUUUUCAAUGGAAAACAUCCCUGGGCGGAAGAUGUUGUUUCAUCCAGUAUGGCUCCGUCAUCUAUGUCGGCUAUGACUACAGUCAGCACAAACAAAGUUGGCCCAGCUUAAAUGCUACGAAAGAAAAAGAAAAAUAUGAUGCACUUUGACUAUAAAUCAUAACACAUGAAUUCAGUUGAUAUUCAAAAUUUAAAAUGUACUCUGUGUCGUACAUGAUACACAGAUAAAUCAUAUAAUCGUUGCCCGCUAAUUUAAUGUCCGUUUUUAAAGAAAAAAACAUUUACAUGACGCCUCGUUACUAGGGAUAUUGGAUGAAUUCAACAUACAUAAUUCAUUAAAUACUACGAAAUUUGGGUUUAGUUGACGUUUUCUAAUAUUACUUUUCUGCAACGUUUUUGAUAAUUUUAUAUUUCGUCAUAUAUUUACUCAUUUUCGAUGAAUUUUGGCCCGCAAUAAAACGUUGAAAAAGCUCCAAGUAUUAAUCACAGCUGUAAUUAUGUGUUAGUAUGUUUUUCAGAAAAAAUAACUUUAUACAUUUCGUUGCAAUAUUUUGAAGUUUAAAAAGAGUUUAAAAGAUGAAAAGUAUGUAAUGAGGAAACUUGCUCUUGCACUUGAAGUUCGACGCACUCAUUUUGAAUUUUUUGUUUCAACUCUGAUUUCCACCUUCCAUUCAUAACGAAUCAUAAUAUCAUCAGGAAAUAGAGUUUCUGUCAUUAUUCUGUAGCCUUUUAUUUAAUAGACAUAAAGUUUUAUAAUAUAGUAUGUGCCCUAGAUUAAGCUGCGUAUAAUGAAUACUGGAUAAAAAUAAUUCAAAGUUUAUUUCGCAUUAUUUUUCAUUAUCAUAAACAGUGGGCCCAUUACAAUGUUUCUGACACCCAAAACGGCUUAGCAUUUUCGUAUAUUUUAUUUUUCCAUCCCAGUAAUAUUGUCCUGUGAUUUCAUUUCAAUCAAAUCUAUUUGGUGAACGAAUCGUUAGUAAUUCGGAAGUUUUUGGAAGUCGCUUAAUAAUCCAUAUACAACGUUGUAAGGUUCUUGACGACGACAAAUUGACAAUAACUAUGUAUCUAUCAUCAAGUGCAUGUAUUUUUAUUUAUCCAUUGAUUUCUGUAUAUUAUUGUUCUCAUCAAAAAUCAUUAUCUAUCAUUUUAAGCAAGCCGCCAGUCAAAUUGAUACAUAUAUAUGUGUAUAUAUAUUUGUGUUUUGUGGGUUGAUUUUUAAAAACUCUGUAUGAUUAAUAUAUAAAUAAAUAUUGCUAUUGAAA